Molecule: messenger RNA, 378 nt
Organism: Saprolegnia parasitica CBS 223.65
Lineage: Eukaryota; Oomycota; Saprolegniomycetes; Saprolegniales; Saprolegniaceae
Exons: 1
Source: RefSeq, a predicted model, not a curated record
AUGGUCAAGGGAUUGCUGUGGUUCGUGGGCGCUAUCCUCGUCGCGGCCUCGUCGGCCAAGGACGAGCCGUCACGUAUGCUCCGUGCGGCAACGCACACCAAGGGCCCGACGCACUUGGGCUACCCCAUCAACCUUGACGGGCCAUUGGACACUGAGUCGGCGCCUCUCGUGACAACCGUUAUCGACGAGCCCAGCGACGAUGGCUCGUGGGAUGCACCCGACGACGACGACGAUGGCUCAAAGGGCGAUGAUGAUGAGCCCACGAACGACGACGAUGAGCCCACUAACGAUGACGAUGAGCCCACUGACGAUGACGAUGAGCCCACGGACGACGAUGAUGAGCCCACGGACGACAAUGAUGAGCCCACGGAUGAACCG